Paramormyrops kingsleyae is the source of this 4974-nucleotide messenger RNA. The record is from RefSeq and is a predicted model, not a curated record. NCBI's taxonomy places the organism in Eukaryota, Metazoa, Chordata, Actinopteri, Osteoglossiformes, Mormyridae.
GCUGCUGCGUAUAGCGGGGCAGCGCGGCAGGCGGGAAGAAGAGAGAGAGGAAGUAGUUUUUUUUUGGGGUGUUCGAGGGGGAACGGGUGGUGUAGAGUGAGUAAGGAGUAUCUCUUAGUGUACUUAACCGGUGCACAGGACCGAGUUAGUUCGAAGGCAGGUUCGAGCCACGUUGGUGCUCCGGAGAGGAAAAUUGCUGUCAGCGACCAGAACACAGACGGGCAUCGUCGGAGAGCUACUCCCGGUGCCGCACAGAGGGAAUCGGAGGUUGGAGGGAUCGCAGUAAUCUCCCUGCUAUAUGGAGACGACUCUUCAACUUCACGCACCAAGGACGGCGCAGGUGAUAUUUAAUAAAAUUUAUUUUGGCGAAUGCAAGUCAGAGUGAUCAGCAACUUGGCCAACAAGUAGAAGACAUCCGCUAACCGGACAGACAGUAAGCGGAGUUUUAAGAGAUCGCUGCUGCACACCCCAUUUGCUGCGUACGCUACAACCUGGCAGACCCGCCAUGUUCUAACUGUACGCCCGGAUGCCCGAUUUCUCUGGCGGACAUUGUGGAAGUAGACAUACUGAGCAGACUUUCGCAGGGGAGUGUUGAUGUUAUUGGACUGAUUAUUAUAAAGUGACAGUGUUAUAAAGCGCUAAAUGAAUAUGGUUAAUUUCUGUUAUGAGGUUGUUAUUGUGAAUGUGUUAUAUGAAUGUGUCCUGUUGUAAAAUUACCACGAAUGUGUUGUGUUGUAUGAAGGGUGAAAAGUAACCCGUCAGAGUAAGGAGGAGGGAGGUAGAUGGGGGUUCUUAAUUGAGGCCUCUACCGUUAGGCACUGAGCGCUCAGUAGGGUGACAGGGACUGGGGUUUCAUUAAUAGAGGGGAGUCAGGUUGUUGGUGAAACUCAGUUUGGUAAUUGCAGUCCUCUUUUGUAUGUGAGUUUUAGUUCUUUACAUUUAAUAACUUGAUAAAUAUCCCACAGGGAAUAAAUUGUCUGUGUGUUCGAUUUACCUUAUCCUGGUGUACAGUGGCUAUCCUGCAUCUAUCAGUUAGGCUCUCUCCGGAGUAGGGGCGCCUCACCUGCUACUGCUGAGUACUUCGGUGGAGGGGGGUACAGGGCGGGUGCUUAAACAUCACGCCAUCCCCAACAGUACCACACUCCAGGUUUGCACUGUGACACUGAUAGGAAAAUCCUGGAGCCUUAGCCGAUCUGCUCAGGUAGUGCAUGUAGCAGACUCGGGGGGUGGUCGGUGAGGGUACAGGGACCCAGAUCCGGCUGUAUCUUCUCCAUCCGGAGGGUUAGGCAGCCUAAACCCCUACUACGCAGGCUGUGGCCCAGCCUGUUACAUUUUUGGCGUCACGAACAGGAUCUACUCCUGUGGGUCUGUAGAGGUUGUGCUUAGUGUUCUAGCUUCCUUGCAAUACUAGUCUCAGGCAUGGAGGAGCUGCGCAGAGAGUUUGAAGCCCUGCAGGAUAAGUUUGAGGAACAAUCUGCUAGGUUAGGAGAGCAGGCUGCUUUACUAGAACAGGCUAGGAAUGAUCAGAGAGAGGCGUUGUCUUUGGCUAGAGUUGUUAUUGAGCAACAAACAGACACCCAGAGGGCCCCGGUCGCAAUGUACAUCCCCCGAGAAAGGAAAUGCCCUGAUUUUAGUGGCUGCUCUACCCCAGGUGAGCUAGGUGUGGAGGAGUGGGUGGAGGCCAUGAAGUCAUACUUCAAGGUUUCCAGGAUACCUGAAGAGGAUCAGAUGGAACUACUGAAGCAGCACCUGAAGGGGGAAGCCAAACUAACGGUUAAGCUCAUGCUGGGUAGUGCUAGGACAGAGGUGGCUGAGAUAUUUAAAGUGCUUGAACAAACAUAUGGUGAUAGGGUCCCUAUUGGAACCAGGCUUAGGGAAUUCUAUGAUAGGAAACAGUUGCCAGGGGAGAAGGUACGGACAUAUGCGUAUGACCUCCAAGAGAAGCUUUAUCAGGUGCAUCAGCGAGACCCAGAGCGUGUCCCAAAUGUUGGAGUCCUGUUAAAAGAGCAGUUAGUGCUUGGCUUACGAGAUGAUACUUUGCGAAGAGAAAUGAAGAGGCAGAUAAGAGAGCAACCCGCACAGUCUUUCCUUGAGCUUAUGCAGGCUGCUAUUGCCUGGUCAGAAGAAGAAGAGGCACCAGCAGGCCUGGCUAGGCAUCCAGUGAGGGGGGCUGUUCACGCUGCUGCUGCUGAAAAUGACGUUACACCACUGACAUUAGAAGCUCUUCAUAAUGCCAUCAAGCAGUUGUCAGAUCGGCAGGAAGCACUCUUCCGGUUGGUGCAUGAAGUAAACCGGCCAGGGGUAUCCCGCUCAGUUCAGAGGCGAUCAGCCCUUCAAGACGAGCAGGGUGUGCGACUCUGCUACACCUGUGGCCAACCUGGGCAUAUCAGUCGGGUCUGCCAGCAGUCCAGAAGCGGGAAUCAGAGGCCGACCCAGAGUCCAGUCGAGGCAGGUCGGGCCAGUAGCGAUGUGCAGGGACCUGUCAGUGGUGCUGCGGGAGUCAGGACAGUUGUAGCAGGGGAAGAGGGGCUUAGGCCUCCGAUGGGUAGUGCAAUCGGCGAGUGCCUCUCCGUAGAGGUGUACAUAGGGGGUGUGGCCGUUGACUGCCUUCUGGACACUGGGUCAGAAGUCACAACGAUCUCUGAGGCCUUCUUCCGAGAGCACUUCGGGGAAGCUGGAUCUUCUCUGUCUCCCGCCAAGUGGGUUCGACUCACUGCUGCGAAUGGGCUUGACAUUCCGGUUAUUGGGUGCUUGGAGACAGACAUUGUGUGUAUGGGGAAGGUGUUGUCAAAGAAAUGUGUUUUUGUAUUGAGGGAUGAGCAGGCCAGUUUAAGGUCUACAUGUAAGGUCCCUGGUAUCUUGGGGAUGAAUGUUUUGGGGGAGCUUAAAGAUUUUUUCCCUGACUUUAUGGGUACAAAGAAAAUUAAUCGCGGUAGUUGUCACCCUGGAGUAGCUAAUCUGGGUCGGGUUUUGGCUGAAAUUGAGAGGGAAGAGCGCUGUGCAGGCCCAGGGGGGAGACUUGGCUAUGUAAAGGUGGCUGGUAGGCGACCCAUUUUUAUUCCCCCACUUAGUGAGAAAGUGAUUGAGGGCCGUUGUGGGGUGCCUCCCAAAUCAAAGUGUCAAGUGCUGGUGGAAGCCACAGCCGGUGUAAGUUUGCCUCGUGGCCUGCUUAUUGCAAACACCUUAGCUCACGCUGUAAAUGGCACAGUCCCAGUUCGGGUGCUUAAUUCCGAUACAAGGCCUAUCAAGCUGCCUGCGAGAGUGCGGUUGGCGCAGCUGAGUAGACCAGAGAAAGUUGUACCAAGAGAAGUCGUGUCUGUGGAAGAGGUUGAUGGCGGGCUGUAUGUGAGUGAGAUAACAGCAGAUGCGAUCCCAGUGAAGGAGCCUCAGGGGCAAUUACCAGUUCCAGUGGAGGCUAACCUCCAAGGGCUUACUCCACUACAAAUACAAAGGCUGUCUGAGUUGUUGGUGAAGCACCAAGCUGUAUUUUCCCAACAUGAUAGUGAUUAUGGGUUUACGACAACAGUGACCCAUCAUAUCAAGACAGGGGAGGCACACCCUAUUAAACAGAAGCAUCGGAGAAUUCCUCCGCAUGUUUUUCAGGAAUUCAAGAGACAUGUUCAGGAUUUGGUGGCACAGGGGAUCCUGACAGAGAGCUGUAGCCCCUGGGCUUCUCCCGCUGUGAUUGUAGUCAAGAAGGACAGGUCUGUGAGGUUCUGUUGCGACUACCGGAAGUUAAAUAAGGUGACCUACAAGGAUGCCUACCCGCUCCCCAGAAUAGAGGAGUCGUUGGACGCCUUGGGUCAGGCAAAGCUGUUCUCAUCAUUAGAUCUUACUGCAGGCUACUUUCAGGUUGCAGUGGCUGAGGUGGACCAAGAAAAGACUGCGGUGACUACACCAUUUGGGCUGUACCAGUGGACCCGGAUGCCAUUUGGCCUUUGUAAUGCGCCAGCGACUUUUCAGUGCCUUAUGGAGGUGGUCCUAGGAGAUUUAGCAUUUGAGGUUCUCCUGAUAUACCUCGAUGAUGUCUUGGUUUUUUCGGCAGAUUUCGAAAGUCAUUGUGAGAGGUUGGAUCUUGUUUUUAGCUGGCUGAAAGAGCAUGGUCUUAAGCUUAAGCCCAAAAAGUGCUUCUUGCUGAAACCAGAGGUAAAGUUCCUGGGUCAUGUUGUGUCUGCCGCUGGGGUACAGGUAGACAUGGAGAAAGUGAGGGUGCUUGUUAAUUGGCCAAUCCCUCGUUGUACAAAAGAUGUGAGGCAGGUAGUUGGGUUUAUGUCAUAUUACCGACGCUUUGUACCAAACUUUGCCCGGCUGGCAAGGCCAUUGCAUGCUCUAACAGGAGGGGCUAGGAGAGGUAAGAGGGGAGAACAGUUGACCCCCUUCCUCUGGAGUGAAGAUUGUCAACAAGCGUUUGACAGUCUUAGGCAGAGCCUUAUGGCGUCCUCUAUCCUUGCAUAUCCAAACCUAAAAAGCCCCUUCAUUUUAGCAACAGAUGGUAGUUCCCUUGGGCUGGGUGCGGUGCUUAGUCAGGUCCAGGAUGGUGUCGAACGUGUGAUAGCUUUUGCUAGUAGGGGUUUAAGGGGCUCAGAAAGAAAUGAUAAAAACUACAGUGCAUUUAAAUUGGAACUGCUGGCUCUUAAAUGGGCCAUCACAGAAAAAUUCAGGGACCUGUUGAUGUAUUCCAAGUUUACGGUGAUUACCGAUCAUAACCCUCUACGUUACUUGGAAACCGCCAACUUGGGGGCUGUAGAGCAGAGAUGGGCUGCCCAGUUGGCAGAGUUCGAUUUUGAGGUGCAGUAUAAGCCUGGAAGUCAGAACACCAACGCGGAUGUCCUGUCCCGCAUGGCUCUGGCCUUGGAGCCAGAGGUAUCGGAUGCAGAGAAGGACUUCUUGCUGCUAAAUGCAGAGGAGGUGCGUGCCUGCUUGUGGCCGGGGCAAGUGUCAGNGCAUGUAGCAGACUCGGGGGGUGGUCGGUGA